Molecule: messenger RNA, 429 nt
Organism: Aspergillus saccharolyticus JOP 1030-1
Lineage: Eukaryota; Fungi; Ascomycota; Eurotiomycetes; Eurotiales; Aspergillaceae
Product: sorting nexin-3
Exons: 3
Coding region: 1-429 (142 amino acids)
Biological process (GO): late endosome to Golgi transport; endocytic recycling
Cellular component (GO): retromer complex; early endosome membrane
Molecular function (GO): phosphatidylinositol-3-phosphate binding
Source: RefSeq, a predicted model, not a curated record
AUGCAAGCCGUACCAGAAUCCCGCCAGCAAACCUUCGAGGAGAUCUACGGGCCCCCGGAGAACUUCCUAGAGAUCGAGGUCCGAAACCCGCAAACCCACGGAACGUCCCGCAACAUGUACACCUCGUACGAGAUCGUCUGCCGCACCAAUAUCCCCGCUUUCAAGCUCAAGCACUCGGUUGUGCGUCGCCGGUAUUCCGACUUCGAGUACUUUCGCGACAUCCUGGAGCGCGAGAGCACGCGCGUCACCAUUCCUCCGCUCCCGGGUAAGGUGUUUACGAACCGGUUUAGCGAUGAUGUGAUCGAGCACCGACGAGAAGGGCUGCAGCGAUUCUUGCAGAUCGUGGCGGGUCACCCGCUGUUGCAGACGGGGAGUAAGGUUCUGGCAAGUUUUGUGCAGGAUCCGAACUGGGAUCGGAAUGCGUGGUAG